This is a messenger RNA of Bacillus rossius redtenbacheri, 2163 nucleotides long. Its product is annotated as lipase 3-like. The transcript has 9 exons. The record is from RefSeq and is a predicted model, not a curated record. Lineage: Eukaryota; Metazoa; Arthropoda; Insecta; Phasmatodea; Bacillidae. Gene Ontology annotation, molecular function: hydrolase activity, acting on ester bonds. Gene Ontology annotation, biological process: lipid metabolic process. The coding region runs from base 339 to 1562 and encodes 407 amino acids.
UUAGGCUUCCCCUUCACACUACACAAACCACCGUAUCUACUGCGUCCUCUCAAGGCGGGACACAGUAUUCGGUCAGCGUCACGCACGCAGAAGUACGGGACGAACGAAGCACAAGAUUGCGGAAGAGUACUUUAUUUUGUUUAUUUUUUUUUUUUUUGCUUGUCGUCGUCGGCGGCGGCGGUCGGCUAUCUGUCGCGACAUCUGACUGUCGCGACAUCUGGCUUCCUGCAACAGAGGCGGCGCGGUGCAGACAGUCUCGCCCCCAGUGCUCCGCCUGCGGAAACCCGUCAUCGUCACCACGGCUUCCCCUGCAGGCACGAGAAACCAUCGUUCGCGAGAUGGGAAUGCAAUGGAACCUGAUGUUACUUGCGUGGCUCCUGGAGUUGAAGGUACACAGGUGCCUGUUAUCUUCGGAUCCUUACGCCGACGUGCCGGACAUCGUGCGGCUGCACGGCUACCCGGUGGAGACGCACGCCGUGGUCACGGCCGACGGCUACGUGCUGACCUUGCACCGCCUGCCGGCGAGGAGGGCGAGGGGGGCGAGGAGGGCGCCGGUGCUGCUGCAGCACGGGCUACUGGACAGCUCCGCCUGCUUCGCCGUCAACGGUCCCCGCCAGAGCCUCGCGUACGUGCUGUGGGGCAGAGGCUACGACGUGUGGCUGUCCAACAGCCGAGGCAACUACUACUCCACGGGCCACGUCAACCUCACCAGGGACAACCCCAGAUACUGGAGCUUCAGUUUUCAAGAGAUGGGAAUCUAUGACGAGCCAGCCAUCAUAGACUACGUUCUGAAGAUCACCCGACAUCCCAAACUGAUCUACGUGGCCCACUCGAUGGGGGCGGCCAUAUUCUUCGCCAUGAUGAACUUCAGACCCGAGUACAACGCCAAGCUAACGGCAGCCUUUCUUCUGGCCCCCGCCUGCUUUUGUCGAUACACCAAGAGUUUCGUGUUCAGGUUCCUACCGCAGGCCAUAUACAUCAAAAAAGCUGCCUUGAACUCCGUGGGAAUUUACGAAGUGUUGCCAAGGCUGCCCCUCUGGCAAGACCUGGCGGCGAAGCUCUGCUCCGACAUGAACCCGAUACUCCAACUGCUGUGCACUUCGACGCUGUCCUCCAUAGAAGGCUCCAGCCCGGACAACAUAAACAAGACACAACUGGUAAUCAAUUUCAGCCAUUUCCCUGCUGGAGCAUCCAUCCAGACCAUCGCUCAUUAUGGUCAGAUUAUGUUAUCAGGUAACUUCAAUGAGUAUGACUACGGGAUUGAAGAAAACAGAGCAUUCUAUGAAGAGGGGCAACCAAAGGCCUACAGACUGCAUCACGUCACAAUUCCCGUAAUAAUGUACUGUGGGGGGAAAGACCUGUUGUCGGACUGCGAGGAUAUCAAACAUCUGUAUACUCAGCUGGUCAAUUCAGAAGAUAAAUACUUCAUCUUCUUGAAAGAGUAUGCACAUGUCGAUUUCAUUUGGGGAAUGGACGCCAGGAGUUACUUGUACAAAGAUCUUGUCGCCAGAAUGGAUUCGCACAUGACCAAGCAUCUACAAACAAGAUUUUAUGUCUCUUAGCAUACAUCAUACUAAUGUGACGGAAAUGUUACCGUCAUACAAACAUUUUGAAACGCACAUAUCUUAACUAAAGAUAAUAUUUUCCUUUCAAGUAGGGACUAUACAUGAGAAUAAACACUACCAAAGAUAUGUUUUAUAUUUUAAAAUUUACAGAUUUGUUGUUAUGUAAGUGUAAUAGGUACUUCACAAAAUAUAUCUAAAAUACAUGUCUAAACUGUAAGUAUAUACAAAGGACAUUUAGAGGACAAAAAUGUCAAUGCACAUUAGGUCCAAAAAUGCUUUUGUUAAUCACUAAGAGUCAUUACAGUGUACGAGACACACUGGAUCCCUCUUAUGUGGAAUGCCACACCAACAAGCAAGAUACACAACUAAACAUGUGCAUGGAUAGUAUAAUGAACAUACAAACAACUUUGUAUUGAAAUUAUAAGUUUAAUUUACUAAUACACUUUUGCAAAUUUACUAAAAUACUACAAAUAAAAUUAUGUGUUUGUACUUAAAAUGUUUGUACCUCACUGAUCUAUUCUGUGAAUAUGUAUUGAGAGGCAAAACUGUUGAAGUUUACGCUAAUAUUAAUUUUUUAUAUUAAAAAGAACAUAGCUUA